Molecule: messenger RNA, 5296 nt
Organism: Pristis pectinata (smalltooth sawfish)
Lineage: Eukaryota; Metazoa; Chordata; Chondrichthyes; Rhinopristiformes; Pristidae
Gene: stil
Product: STIL centriolar assembly protein
Exons: 17
Coding region: 213-4175 (1320 amino acids)
Biological process (GO): mitotic spindle organization; protein localization to centrosome; smoothened signaling pathway
Cellular component (GO): centriole; centrosome
Source: RefSeq, a predicted model, not a curated record
GAGUGCGGUGGGGAGGUGAGUAGAACAGUGAAGGCAAAGGUUGGCGAGGGACUGGGCGUUUGUCAACGUGAUCGCUGUAAGUGGUUGUCACUGUCAUUGGAAGUGUUGGGGAAGGUCUUCGGCUGAAGUCGUCGAUGGUUAAACUGUGGGUGAUCGUGCCGGUUUAGAAUAAAAAAUUGAAGAUAAGUUUGACAAACCUCCUGUCUCAUCUAAUGGAAUUUUCAUAUAAAGCUGAAAGUCAGUGGACCCAAAAGCCUCUGGAACAUGGAAUAACACCUUUUGCCUUUCCGAAGGCAAAGUUAGCUUUAUGGGAUCCAACGCCGCUUGGUGAUGCAGUUAGCCUACAACUUGCAUACUAUAGAAACCCAAAGCUGCGUGUGUUAGAGAAAACCUUGCGGCUGGUCCAUCGCCACGCCAAACAGAGUGAAAACAAAGUUUUCUUCUGUUUCCUGCUUGGCUCAGUAGUAGUCGAUGAUGAUGAGGAAGGUGUUACACUAACUAUAGAUCGCUUUGAUCCUGGACGUGAGGUUGCAGGACAUUCUGACAAGAUUCCCACAGCUCUUCUUCCUGGUGAUUUCCUCAUUCCAUGCACAGUUGAUACUCAAGGACCUGUUUCUAGAGACAUCAAUGUCUAUACAUCUGAGGAUUUCAGUGCUGCAUUUAAGAUGCUACAUUACUACUGUAGUGGCAAGGAAUCAAUUGACUCUUCUAGACUUCUUACAAUGAGAGGACGCAUUACAUGCAUUGAGAAAUUGGAUAACCUAACCCUGGAACUUCGCUGGGCAGCUGUUACUAUAUCAAUAAUCUUUGAUGCCACUCCAAUCAAUGCAAUUCCCAUAAUCCCUACAGCUUUGGCAAGAAACUUAACCAGCCCAAUUAAUAUUGCUCAGAUUCAGGGAACGUACAAAUUUGGAUACCUUACGAUGGAUCAGACACGCAAGCUUUUAUUGAUACUUGAAUCUGAUCCAAAAGUGCUGACUUUGCCUCUUGUAGGAAUUUGGUUGAGUGGUGCUACUCAUGUACAUAGUCCCCAAGUUUGGGCCUGCUGCUUGAGGUAUCUUUUCAGUUCUUCUAUUCAUGAGAGAAUUUUCACAAACGAGCAGAGAAGUUUCCUUCUAGUUCUGUACUCGCUUACACACAGGCAGCCAGAAUUCUAUGAAUGCCAUCCUUGUGGUGAGCAUCAAAAAUUGGAUUUCCAACUGCUUACCAGUACUGAAGUAUUAAAUGUUUGUACAAGCUCUGAGUCUUCAGGAAAACGGCCAAUUGAGUUUGAGCUCAGUGAUGGAAAUAAAAGUCCAGAGAAUGAUUUCUUUAAGGAGGUGGUUAACGACGUCAUGGGGACCUCAAUUCAUUGUGGAUUAGUUUCAAACAAGGUAGCUAUUGGAGACAAUGACUCUGGUGUGGAGGAAGAGGACCUUUCUCCAAGGCCUACACCAAGUCCACAUCCAGUUGGACAAAAGUUUCCAAGAAUUUAUCCUUCUGUACCUGAGCUAUCACUUGUAUUUGAUGGAAGUUUUGUAGACUCAAAAAAUGCUCCAACAAGACUACAACAAAAUAAGUCUUCCCUAAUAAAGUCACAACAGACAGAGAGAACCUAUGACACAUCUGGGACCUAUAACUCAACCAAACAAUAUUCUGAAAAUGGACAGCCUGGACUGACAUCCCAAGAUAUAUCUCCUACUUUAAAACAAAAUGUGACUCCUUCACAUGAACCUGCAUCAUCGGUUAAGUCUUAUAAAGGAAAAACGGCACUGAAGCCUCGGAAAGGGAGUCAUUUUGUGAGGGAGACUUCUGGGUCGUCAUCAUCAUCAUCUUCUUCCUCUACUCCACCAAAUGGGCCUUCACCUGAUACUUCCAUAGACCAGCCUAAGAUGGGGAUUCCCACUGAAGUAGUUGGUUCAAGAAAAAACGUUGUUUUGGGUAAAGGAGGUUCUCCUAGAGGCCAGCAAUCCAUCUCCAACUCAAAACAGCCACAAGGACUAACAUCUCCCAACAAAUCGAGCAGGCACUCACAUCCGCACACUCCUAACUUUCCACCUCCUUCAUCUGAAAUGCAAUUACUGGGACAUCCAGCACACUUUCACACAAUGUAUCCAUCUAUAUAUUGUAACUGUUGCCAGUAUCAUGGACGCUGCUGUGGAUCUUCACUGAAUACUAAUUGGCAAGGAAAUAUUCCAACAUUUGGUUCGAAAGGUGUCCACUCACCUAAUUGUCAUGAUUGCAGCACUGCAACAUGCCAGCUAACUCUGGGAUAUGUACCAAAUUCUCAUUGUAGUGGCCUGUGUUUGAACACCAGUCCACUGAAGCAGUAUUCACCUGGGCAAGGAGGAAGCACAUCACCUCCAAACAGCAGUUUGAUAAAAUCGCCUGAAGCCUCCCACACACCACCAUCAAAUUGGUGUAAUAUGUGUGUAGGACCUUCUACAGGUUUGCACGUUCCUCUGAGCAGACUGGAGCAUGACCGAGAGGAAGGUAGAACAAUGGGAUUGCACAUUGAUGCCUACAGGAUUCUCGUAGAACAGGAUAAACAACUAAAACUCCUGCAGGCUCAGAUACAACAGCUAUUGAACACGCAGCAUUGUGGAGCGUCAACCCCUAUGACCCAUUGCCCUUCAAAAAGUGUUGACCCUGCACUGCAGCCAGAAAGAAAGGUGGGAUUUGUUGCAAUGGAAACCCAAACAUCUCCUGGAAUUCAUAUGAAGAAAAGUGUAAGCAUUGCAGUAAGCACAGGUGCCAGUUUGUUCUGGUGUCCACCCGAGAAGCAAGACACGCACCAGUCGCUUUCCAGUCUCAAGUUAAAUGACUCCGAAUCAUCCAAUGAAGAAAUGACUGCCUCUAUUACAACCAAGGAUACCAGUCACACCAGUAUUGCCUCCUCACUGAAUGAGGUGGACAUUCACAACUUUGUGGAGGACAGUCAGGUUGCAGCAAAUACUGAUCAAGCUACAGAUGUUCAGAACUGUGCAACUGGGUGUACAAAAAACUGCUGGGAUCAACAUAUAAGUUUUCAGAGCCCAGUGCUUGGGGAGAGUGCAAGUAUGCAUUUGAAAACUAAUGAAUCUGAUGUAUCAUGUAACAUUGGUAAUAAAGAAAUUGAAGAGCAUACCACAGAAUCACAAAAUGAGCAGAAAUUUUACCAGAAUUUAAUGGGCCAGGUGAACCAACUCAUAGAAUCCUGUAAUUCAAAAGAAAGCCAGGAAGCACUAAACAAAGAUGCCAGAUUAGAAUCUUCUCCACAGAAUAUCGACAGAAGGAGCAAGCACCUCGACCUCCAGAACUGUCAGACGGGUGAAAAUGAUGUGUUUAACGCUACCCUGAAACAGCUGAAGAAAAUGGGAGUGAAAAUCGAUCUUGAAUCUUCCAAUGUGAUCAAGACCAAAAGCAAAGUUGAAAAUGCAAGCACAUUGGCUCGCAUAAACCCGGAAGCAGUUAUUCCAAGGCUGAACUACAUGUCAUUUGUCAACGUUGGCACAAGUGGAUUUGGAACUAGUGGAGUUGACCUUAGCAUGGAGGCCAAUGCUAUAGCUCUCAAGUACCUGAAUGAUGCUCAGCUCUCCCAGAUGUCCCUCAGCAGGCUUAAUAGUAAUGGUGAAUCCACAUCCCUAAAUGGUCUCCUAGAAUUAAACACAGAUAGAAGCAUGGUAGGUCUGAGCUUGAUUUCUCCCAGUAAUAUGUCAUUUGCCACACGCAAAUACAUGAAGAGAUAUGGACUGGUGGAGGAUUACCAGAGCAGUGAUGAUGAAGAAUUGCUAGACACCACCGUUCAAGCCACAAAAGCUGAUUCAGAAGGUCUUUCCUUUGGAAAAGCAAGGAAUGAAAAAGUGGUUGAAAGACAAGUGAAGAUUAAAAACUACUGUACCUCUGAGUCUCCCUCCAAGAUGGAUGAGAAUAUUUUAAGAAACAUUACUAAUGAAGUUGCUUCCUCAGUACCACAGAAUAUGAAUACCCGGGGUCAAGAUGCUCAGCAGAUUCUUAAGAAUUCAAAACCCAAAAUUAAGCUGGUCACUGGAGAAAUUGGUAACAAUAAACACUCUGACAAAGAAAAUGAAAUUCAAGACUUUUCUAAAAAAUUAAUACCAAAUGCUCCCGAAAAGAAAAAACUAACAGAAAGCAGUGAUGCAGUAGGUAACAUUCUGGAUGUAAAUAGGCUCCGUCAGCUACCCAAACUGUUUUAACUAUCAGGAUGAUUCACAAGAUCUAGAAGCAUGGAUAAUAUUUGAAGUAUGUAUAAAUCAGCUAUUUUGUAAGCAGUGUCAUAUUUUGCAUCAAUUCAAGACAAAUGUAAAGUAUUACCGUGUGGAAUCAAUUUAAAUAAUCACCACUUGGUUCAAGACUGCAGCAGAUUAUCAAUUGUCUUAACUACAAGACAAAGUUCUUGGUGAAUUCAGCAACAGCUGUAUAGAAAAUUUACAAUGAAUUAUGCAUUUUUCCUCAUUGGCAAAGUGUGAUACGACUGUCUUGGAAUUACAAUUAAAUGAUAACUGUAGAAACAUGUAUGUUUAGCUUGGCUCUGGCCUUCAAGCAAUCAGCUACAGCAAUCCAAAGACUGGUAGCUCAUAUUUAGAAUCAAGCUCAUUUGCUUGGUCUAUGCUGUUAAUCACACAAUCCUAAUGGCCCACCUAUGUUCACAUUGAUAUUUAUCAUCUUGUCAUCUAUUGGAAAGAUAGAGGUUUGUCCUUUUUGAGCUGAAUGUUUCCAAAAUUCAAUGAAAAUUAGUACAUUUUCACUUGUUGCUCAUUUUGUCAGAUGAGUGCUUUUAACAAUUAUUUUUCAAACAUUUAUAAUCUGGAACUUCCAAUGUAGUAUGAAGUAUCAAAGUGCAUUCUAAUAUUCAAAUAAUAUUCAGUGAGGGGAAGGAUUUCAUCAGUUGUUGGGUGGGCUACGGGCAGAUGAAAAUUCAUUUUGAGCAUGGGAUGGGGAAAGUGUAGGAAAAUCAUAGCAAGCUUAUAAAAAUAGUAUUGGUGCAAUGGGGAAGUUUGCGCUUGCUUCACUAUCCAAUCUCCUAAGAAAUAGCAUUUGUGUUUUCCUCUACUACUACUUUUUGGAUUUGUAAUUUUUCACUGAAGUCUUGAAGAUAAAGUUUACAGAAAUUUUGAGUAUAUCGAUUUAUUUUUUUCUUUACAUUUACUGUGCGAGGUGUUUACCAGUGUUUCCUUUUGAGAUGUGAUCUUGUUUUUGUCGUCUUCCCAUUAAUGCCAUUUAAUCUUUGACUUUUGCACAGUUUUUUUUGUUGUAAUUAUUCAAUCACUGGAUUUUUGGACAGUUUAUAAAUAAAACACUAGCACAAUUUCUACAU